AGUUACCGUCCAAGAGACUCGUACGUAAGUACGUAUACACGAAUCGGUGAUCAAAAAAAAAAAAAAAAACAAAAAAAAAAGUGAAUAAAAAUUAAUUAAUUUCACCAAAAAAAAAAAUCAAUUUUCCCCCUCAAUAAAAAUUUUUUAUUUUUUUGCCAAAAAGAAUUAUUUAAAUUUUUCCCCCGUUUGGCGCGCUUUCUUGGGGGGUUCACAAAUGUGGGAUUCACUAUCCCCACUCUCACCCUUAUAGCAAUUCUAAAAGGUGUGAGGGGGAAAAAGAAUUUUCCAAGUGUUGUGAAGGAAAAAAGAAUUUAAAAGAAAGGACGGAAAAGGGCAUUGAAGAGAGAGAGAGAGAGAAAGGAAAAAGGGGAAGAGAGAGAGAGAGAGAGAAAAGAAGGGAAAAAGGGGAGAAGGAGAGGGAGAGAGCGAGAGAGAAGACGCCGCGUGGACAGCUGUGUAGCCGGUUCUAAGUUGCCCAUUCGUCGCUACGUUUUCGUGACAGAUGAGAUAGCACCGGAGUUUUCGAGUUUUCGAACUCGGCGUUCGAAUGCCGAUUAUUUAUUAUUAUUAGAGAAAAAAGUGCAAAAAAUUGAUUAAUUAAUAAAAAAAAAUUGAUAAAAAAAAAAUCUCCCCUCCCCUUUCAAAAAAAGAGAAAAAAGCGCGAAAAUUCACUACUGAUGAAUUUAAAAAGUGGGAGGAUAUUAAAGUGAAAUUUUUUAUUUUAUUUCUGUAAACAGAAUUUUUUUUUUUUUCUUUUUUUUUGUUAACGUGAUAGAAGAAUAAAAAAACAGUAAUCAUGUUUAAAUUGCUGGGCGAUUUAAGGACCUACUUCAAAUAUCAUGAGAUUUCAACGGAUUCAAUGGUGUUUCGACUCCAUAAUCAUUUUACGGCAGCAUUACUUUUUAUGUGUUCGAUGAUUAUUUCCGCUAAUCAAUAUGUAGGGAGUCCAAUUUCGUGUAUUGUUGAGGGACUACCAAAGUAUCCAAUCAACACAUACUGUUGGAUUAUGUCAACGUUUACGAUGCCGGAUGCCUUUAAUCGGCAGGUUGGUGUGGAUGUUGCACAUCCGGGUGUUUCCAAUGAUUUUGGAAAUGUUAAUGCCAGAAAAUAUUACACGUACUAUCAAUGGGUCUGUUUUGCACUAUUUUUCCAGGCAAUAUUGUGUUAUCUGCCCCACUACAUAUGGAAAAUAUGGGAAGGCAAUUUGAUACGAUCUUUGGUAAUGGGUUUAAAUCAUGGCCUUGAAGAGGAAGAAACAAUAACCAAAAAAAAGGAUAAUUUGAUGAAUUAUUUGAUGACACACAUAAAAUGUCACAACUCGUACGUCUAUCGUUACUUUAGCUGCGAAGUCUUGUGCCUGAUAAACAUUGUAACACAACUUUAUUUGAUGAAUCUAUUCUUUGACGGUGAAUUUCUCAGCUAUGGAUUAAGAGUACUACAAAUAUCUGAUAUACCACAGGAGAAUCGUGUUGAUCCAAUGGUUUAUGUAUUUCCACGUGUUACAAAAUGUAUCUUUCAUAAAUAUGGAGCAUCAGGAUCAAUACAAAAACACGAUUCACUUUGUGUUUUACCAUUAAAUGUUGUUAAUGAAAAAACAUAUAUUUUCAUUUGGUUUUGGUAUUUAAUUCUAUUGGGAUUACUCACUGGCCUAUUAACAUAUCGAGCUGCAAUUAUAUUUGCACCAUCAAUAAGACCAAGAAUUCUUCAAUUAUCAUCGAGAUUAUUGCCAAUUGAAACAUGUCAAAGUAUCAAUAAAAAAAUAGCAUUAGGUGACUGGUGGAUACUCUAUAAUUUAUCGUCAAAUAUUGAUUCGUUAAUUUAUCGUGAUCUUAUGCAGGAAUUGACGAAAAAAAUGGGUGAUACAAAUCUUGCGCCAAGUGAAUCAUUAAAACAAGCCUGAUAAUAUAUUUUUUAUUUUUUCGAAUAUCCCACGUGAAAAAUGGUUCCACUUUGAAAAAAAUCUUAAAAAUUCCUUGUUGGAAAUUUCGAUAAAUUUUUUUUUUCAUAUAAAUAUUUUUCAACAUAAACUGAAUUAAAAUUGUUUGCAUUGACAUUACACUUGAGAAAACUUUAUUAAAGUCAUUUUAUUUGUAUUAUUUAUGAAAGUAAUCUUUUAGGUUAGGAACUUGUUUAAUUGAUAGACAUGAUAACCUAACCUAACUAUUUCUAACCUAAAAGUUUUUUAUUUUUUACUUUCAUUAAUAGUUUAAAUACAAAUUGUAAUUAAUUAUUAUAAAUAAUUAAUUAGCAAAUUAUUUAACAAUAAUUUUAAUUCAGGUAUGUAUAGAAAACAUGAGUUUUUCAUUCUAGGUUAUAUGGAAAAAAAAAUUGAUUGAAAUUUCCAACAUGAAUUUUUCCAAGAGUUUCCAGUGGUCAACUUCCUUUAAACUUUUUGUAAACAAAAAAUAUGCCUACAUCGCAGGGUUUCUUGGCCAAUAUUUUAAUAUUAUCGUUGUUAAGGAAUAAAACGGUUAUGGUAAUGGUUGUCAUGGAAACGGUUGCUAUGGAAACAGUUACUAUAGAAACGGUUGCUAUGGAAACGGUGACUAUGGUAACCGUUGUUAUGGAAACGGUUGCUAUGGUAACCGUUGCUAUGGAAACGGUUGCUAUGGAAACAGUUACUAUAGAAACGGUUGCUAUGGAAACGGUGACUAUGGUAACCGUUGUUAUGGAAACGGUUGCUAUGGUAACCGUUGCUAUGGAAACGGUUGCUAUGGAAACAGUUACUAUAGAAACGGUUGCUAUGGAAACUGUUGUCAUGGAAACGGUGACUAUGGUAACCGUUGCUAUGGAAACUGUUGCUAUGGAAACUGUUAGUUACUAUGGCAACAGUUACUAUGGAAACGGUUGCUAUGGAAACUGUUGUCAUGGAAACGGUGACUAUGGUAACCGUUGCUAUGGAAACUGUUGCUAUGGAAACUGUUGCUAUGGAAACUGUUAGUUACUAUGGCAACAGUUACUAUGGAAGCGGUUGCUAUGGAAACUGUUGCUAUGGAAACUGUUAGUUACUAUGGCAACAGUUACUAUGGAAACGGUUGCUAUGGAAACUGUUAGUUACUAUGGCAACAGUUACUAUGGAAACGGUUGCUAUGGAAACUGUUAGUUACUAUGGAAACGGUUGCUAUGGAAACUGUUGUCAUGGAAACGGUGACUAUGGUAACCGUUGCUAUUGAAACAGUAAUCAUGGAAACGGUUGCUAUGGUAAUUGUUACCAUGACAACAAUAGCCUGGGACACGAAACCCUAAAAACGCUAGGAAGAUAUUUUUUUUCAUUUUUUCUCUCGAUCGUUCCAAGAUUAUUUUUUUUUUUUUUGGAUUCUAAUUUUUUUCGACACAAAAAAUAUUGAGAUUGUACUCCUUCCUUUUUACAAAAAAAAAAAAAAAAAAAGAAUGUUAACAUUCCUUAAAAAAGCUGACGGCAUCAAUACUCGAAAAUAGGAUUAAAAAAAAGGGAAAGGAUAGCCGUCCAAUGUAGAUUAGAUUCGUGACUUAGAGUAUAAAAUUUUUUUUUACCAUUUUCUAAUGUUUCUUAAUUUUUUUUGUGCUAUCUCCGAUUUUUUUUUGUAAUUUCUGUUCUAAUUGCAAAAAAAUACAGAAAUUACAAAUAUCGAAUAUUAAUAAAAAUGUACUAAACAAAAAAAAGAGAGAGAAAAAAAAUGGUACUUUUUUGUACCUAUUUUUACAUAUUUGUUAAACAUUAGAAAAUUUAAAUAUUUACAAAAAAAAAAAACGGUCACUUUAUAUAUAUAGAAUUUAUAUAAGAUCAAUUAUAGGCAAACGAUGCCUCGUAUAGCGAAUAUAUAUAUUUUUAUAUAAUAUAUAGAUAUGUAUAUGUGAAAAAAGAAGAGCGAGCGUUUAAUAAAAAAGGAAAAAUCUUUUUUUUUUCCAUAUAGAAUUCAUUUCAAGGAAGGUCGAGACUGCUCAAAAGAUAAAUGACUACGUGUUAAUAUUUGUGAUUGUUAUAAACAAAACAAAAAUCUGCCACACAUUUUUUUUUUAAGCAAAACUUUUUGCAAAGACUGAUGAGAUUGUUAAAUGUUCCUUUUUUUGGAUUUUCGAUUCAAAAAAAAAAAAAAAAUUGUUCUUUUUCGAAGCUCAAAACUGAUUGUAACGCCGAGCGUGCCUUUCUGAGAUUCGAAUGCUUUGUGCAAUUAUUAUUUUUUUAAACAAUGAAGCCGAAGAUUUCAAUUUUUUUAAAAAAAAAUUUGCGAAAUUAAAAAAAGCUUUUUCUCCAUUACUCAGGAAAAAAAAUUUGUUUCAAACAAAUUUUUGAAUCAACCAAAUGAAUGUUAACUUUUGUUUCAAUAAAUCAAAAGUUUAUUUGUCUCAAUCAAAUUUUUUUAUCAUUCGAAUAAUGUAUCGAAACGUUUAUUUUAGAGCAAAUAAAUAUUUAUUUUAAUCAAAGAAUUUUGAGAAAUUGAACAAAAUUCUCCUUUUUUUGGGGGGGAAAUUUUGAUUUGAAAUCUUUUACUUCAUUUUUCAAGAUCUUCAUAGAGAAAUAGAGGCUCGCGCGUAUUCGCUCUUUGUGAGAAGAAGAAAAAAAAAUGUUUCAUCAUUCGACAAUUUAAGAGAUUUAUAGGAAAAUACCUAUGAUUCUUUUUUUUUUAAAUAGAGUUGUGCAUAUCUGAGAUAGAGAAGUAUUUUUUAAACUAGAUUUUAGUAGCGACAGAAUUGAUGAGGGGGAAGAUAAUAAUUAUAUAUAUACAGGGUGAUCAAAAUGUAGCGGAACCGGAAAAAAAAUCUAAACCAAAUUUUUUGAUUUUUAAACAAAAAUUCGAUUUCGAAAAAAAAUUUUUUGCAGGCUCUGAUAUAUUUUGAUAACCCUGUCUAUAUAUACAAAAAAAAUAUAUAUAUAUUUAAAACGGUGUUUUGAGAAAAUGCCGUUUACUUUCUGUGACUACGUAGAUGAAUAAGAGAUUUUUUUUUCCAUCGAAUAAAAAAUAAGUUCAGUUAUGUACCAAAUAUCUUUGUAGGAGAAUUAAAUGAUGAAUUGUGCAGCUGA
Molecule: messenger RNA, 5002 nt
Organism: Leptopilina boulardi
Lineage: Eukaryota; Metazoa; Arthropoda; Insecta; Hymenoptera; Figitidae
Gene: ogre
Product: innexin inx1
Exons: 4
Coding region: 797-1900 (367 amino acids)
Cellular component (GO): gap junction; plasma membrane
Molecular function (GO): gap junction channel activity
Source: RefSeq, a predicted model, not a curated record